CCCACACUCACACUGAGCAUGCGCAGUAAAUGCGUGUCCUGCAUCGUUGGAGUGAUGGCUCGGUGUCCACUCAACGACAAACUGCGUUCACUGUCGAAAUACCGUCUACAAAUAACAGCGAGGAUGAAGUAAACGAGAACACACAGAUCUAGAAGAAGACAUCCACAAGCCAUGCAGAGGUGCAGAUGUUGCUCAGCUGUCCCUUCUUAGGGCUGCAUGCAGAUGCCUGUGCUCGCUCAUGGACAGCUAGUGCUCCCCUGACAUGUCAGUUCCACAUCAUGUCUAAAUGUGAACUGAUUGAGCUGAAGGACCUCAGUGUGAACGACUCCAUCGAGCUGGCCGCCCCGGCCGCCCACGCCUCCCCGCCGCCCGUAAGCCCAGGUCAGGGACGCCACUACUGCGCCGUCCGUCUGGUCGGGGACAGCGUGAGCUUCGAGGCACCGGGCUGUAACACCGGAGAGGCUGCUUUUGGUCACAACUUCCAACCCUACAGUUACACACAUCUCACCUGGUGUGACCUGUGUGGCGAAUUCAUCUGGGGUCUUUAUAAGCAGAGUUUGUGCUGUUCCAACUGCCAUUAUACUUGCCACUACCGCUGCCGACCGUUCAUCCAGCUGGACUGCAGCACGCAUGGAAGCGCGUACACGGAGAACACAGAAUAUAAGGAUGACUCCAUUGAGACCGACACAAAUGUGGAUGAACAAAUUGAAUUGGGUAGGAAGAAGUUCAGCGCUGGUGAAAUUCAGCAGAGGGUGAAGGAGUACAACGCUCAGAUCAAUAACAACCUCUACAUGGUUGAUAGUAAAGACGGGUCGUACACUGGUUUCAUUAAAGUCCACUUCCAGUUAGCCCGUCCCAUCUCCAUCCCUCCUCCUCAGUGUCAGAGCUCAACUCUGGAGGACACUCAGCUCGGCAGGCCGAUGAAGCGGCGGACCUCUUUCUACCUCCCUAAAGAUACUGCAAAGCACCUCCAUAUCAGCUCAGAAACACGGGUACAAGAAGUUAUUGAGGCGUUGCUCAACAAAUUCACUGUGGUGGACAACCCUGCAAAGUUCGCCUUGUUUGAACGCACAGAGAAACCAUCUCAAGUCUACAUACGUAAACUGUCUGAUGAUGAGCGUCCUCUCUACCUGCGCCUGUGUGCUGGCCCCAGUGAAACGGCCUUGAGUCUGGUUUUAAAAGAAAAUGAGACAGGGGAUGUAAAUUGGGAUGCAUUCAGCCUCCCUGAGCUGUGCAACUUUCUGCGAAUCUUGCAGCGUGAAGAAGAAGAGUAUGUACGGCAGAUUGUGAAACGCUAUGCUCUUGCUAGAGACAUGAUGAAGCAGACCAUGGCCCAAAUAACGACUCCUCAUUGACAGCGAGCAAAACAGAUUCUUAGAUGUGAACAUUGAGAAGAAAAUCUCUCCUGGUUUGAAAAUAAGGACAUUUACACUGGAUGUAAAAGGGAUGGAGAGAGCUCAGGCAAUAUGGUGUUUUUAGCAAUAGGCUGUUCAUAAAGCAAUAAUACACACAGUUAUAUUCAAUGUGAACUAGUGAAAGGAUCCAGUCUUGGUAUAUUUGUGCACUCAAAUCCACUGUUGUGAACUGGACUGGCUCAAACCAUAAAAACUGGCUUAAGUUAUUUGUUUAAAAAAAAAUGCUGCUAGAUGCCAGUUGUUGUUUUUUUUUGUGUGAUAUUAAACAAGCAAUUCAAAAUAUUUCUUGUAAAUUGUUUGAUCUAUUUCAUGGUUUAAGAAAAAAAUGUUUUAUUAACACUUCA
Cololabis saira (Pacific saury) is the source of this 1759-nucleotide messenger RNA. It is a transcript of the gene rassf1, whose product is annotated as Ras association domain family member 1. Bases 186 to 1355 code for a protein of 389 amino acids. Gene Ontology annotation, biological process: Ras protein signal transduction. The transcript is spliced from 7 exons. Lineage: Eukaryota; Metazoa; Chordata; Actinopteri; Beloniformes; Belonidae. The record is from RefSeq and is a predicted model, not a curated record. Gene Ontology annotation, cellular component: microtubule cytoskeleton; nucleus.